AUGGCUUUUGCCGGGCUGGCCGAUCUGCGUCUCUUCGACAAUGUCUCUCAGUUCAUCAACGCGUUGGCCCUAGAGCUGUCGCCGGACAAAACAAAUCUUCACGAGCCGAACUGCAAGUGCUCGAUUGCCAAUAUAGUCUGGUGCAAUUACUUCGGGUGAGUGUUCCGAAUACAAAAAGAGCUGUUGAUUAUGAUAAUGAAAUGGAAUUGAUAAUGUUAUGAUUUUAAAUGGAAACGAGUUCCUCUUUCUCUUCUCAUUCGUUCGCUCGGAUCCGGCCACCGUUCCCCGCCUGACCGUGCUUGAUCUUCUAGUCCUGAGCGCAAUCUUUUUGAUCGCAUUUCACCUGCCAUUCAAAGUUCACGUACCUUCCGUUCCGCCGCCUCGCGCCCGCUCUUUUUGCAGAUUUGCGCGCGGAUUCCGCGUCGUGCCGUCCGCAUACUGUUCACGUAUUUGCGUCACACGUGUCUGCGUCUCUCCACUCGACACACUCUCGGCGCCGACGGUGAAAGGUGUGGGGGGAAUCGGCGGAAAACCGGUCGGUGCCAGGGCGUUUGCACGCAGCUCCGCAGUCCGUGCCCGUCCAACUCGGCCGUUUCUCUUCCAUUUCCCUUUGGUUCUUUUCAGUUGAUAUCUACUUGUUUGCCUCUUAGAUUAGGUUGAAACGGCAACCGAAAUAUAUUGACUCUUCUGAAACUGAACAGAGUAAAUCGAGAGAAAAGAGAUAGUACACGUCUAUUAACUCCCCGUCUCUUAUCAUAUCAAAACACGUGCCUCCUCGCUGAACAUGUUAAUCUUUCCGUUUUCCACCACCACUCUCCCUUCCUUUUUCGACUCUUUCGCAUGUUCCAUGCUUCUGCUCCCAUCGCAAUCACAGCCUUCGGAAGUGCCUUUCACUUUGUUCGCAAAUAACUUCUUCGCCUAUUUUCGUUCGCUAUUUGACCUGCCACACCUUCGAAUUUAAUGGUCGAUGAUACAGCCGUGUAUUCUAUUUGUCGUACCUUGUUAUUCGAUCCCCCUUCAUAUUAUGAAAACAGUAUGGAUGCGAGCAAACAAAUAACAACAACACGUUACUCUGCGCCGAUUGGGCAGCUCGCCCCUCUCCAGUCUUAAAAGCUUCUGCCAAACAGUUCGAUCGCACUCGUGUUUACACUCGGCCACUGCUUUUCUCUUCCUGACUAUCGCCCGUACUUUCCUAUCAUUACGAGAGCAGAACGUGAAACAGACGCGUACCCGUUUUAAAUAGAUCUUUCGGAAGUUUUUAAUUAAACCGUGGCCUCUCUCUCUCUCUCUCUCUCUCUCUCUCUCUCUCUCCACGUCACAAGAAGCCUACAUACUCAUUUCACGGCCGGUCUCUCUGUUCUUAAUGCCCUCAGAGUGUCCUUCACAAGUGUCUUUCAGACAAACCCCAAGAUUAUCGGAGUGGAAACACGGCACACUCCGUACAUUUGUUAUCGUAAUUCCCCCAGAAUCUAACAUCUUCUGUUUUCUUGUUCAGCUGAAUCAGCUGUGACUCAGCCUUGAACUUGUUCUCAGCUGGCUUCAUAAACCGUCCAAUGACGUCAUCUGCCUGUUCUCUCCUCAUUACACCUCCUUUUUUCACUGAAUUCAUUCUCGCUACACUUGCGCAUGUAUUGAAGAGGUAUUCGUUUCGCAUUAAAUUGUUGGUCCUUCUCCGUUUUCUAUCCAAUAUCCUUCAAAUUCGUGCUUCCUCCAUAUGACAUUCUCCGUCAUCGUCUCUCCGCCAUUUCAGAUGAGUACACCUACUUCUCAUCUGAUACUUCCUGUCCCUUUCGUCCUCUUCUUGUUUCUCGUCCGGUUUCUGCUUCUGCGCUUCGCGCCUCGCUUCCCUUCCGAAAAACACAUUAUUUUACAAACACUUAGUUAUUUUUAGUAAAUCGGAUUCGAUCGGUGGUCUACUAAUCGAUUCGUUUCUGUUCGAAUUGUGGUAAAUUGAGGAAACCACGUGUUUUUCAAUUUUCUGCGCUAGCGAUAAGCUAACUUCUCGGUCAAAGUUAAUUAACUGAAAGUGCAAUUGAGCUUCUUUGUAUUCUGCCGUUAAUUAAUUUCUAACGCUCAAUUCUCCAAUUUUCACGGAAAAAAAUUGGAAGCGGUUUGGUGGCCGUGGCCGUCGCGGCCUUGAAUCCCAAAUCCGUACCUGACUUUAAAUCAGAAGCUGCUGUUUUAUCUUCAAUUCUGACUCAUUUCAUUAAAAAAGAGAAAAACAACUUUUCAGUUUUAAAAUAAAGCACUUUAUAAUUUUUAGAAUGGGCACAUGCAUCAGUCGUGACGCACGAGCGCGGCGAAAAGAGCGCAGGCGACAAAAAAGGUAUUGAAUUUAAAUAGUUGCAGAAAUAAACAUUUCGACAGCUUCAGAGAAUUACGAAACGCUUCUGUGCCUGGCGACGUUUUCUCAACCCGUACACAUCCAAGAUCCGGUCACAGAAAUCGAGUCGACGAAGCAACGGACGUUCACGGAGACAUCAAGGAGCUGAUAAUCGAAACUCUGGAGGUUAUAAGGACUUUAGUGAACAAGUGAGUGCUCUUUUGCUGCAAAGGGAGAAAAAUAAUGCACUAUUCAGUGAGCAAGAACCGCCACAGUCUCUUCUCAAACUGAAUUUCAUCGCCGACGAGGAAAGAGGAUGGAUGAUGGUCGUGAAAGCUCUCAUUCACACGGUGAGGAUUGACUAUUAUCGCCUGCUGACUAUCUUCUUUUUCUCGCAGAUUCCUGAAAAUGAUCCCCUUGGCCCAGCCGUCAUUUCUUUGUUCCUGGAUGAAUGUCCGUUGCCAAGCAAGGAAUCCGUUCACUCAUUGCUGCGCAGUCUUGCUCUCAGCAGCGAAUUCGUCGAAAUUGCAAACCUUCCGCCUGCGUGGCAUAAGAAUAUGUGCAUCGUGCUCGGUUCUUUAGCAGAGAAGAUGGCCGGAACAGCCGCGGUGACAAUGUUCAAUGAGAAUAUCAGAGGAUAUCUGAUGAAGAUGAUCGGCUAUGGCCUCACGUAUUUCCCUCCCAAGUACGGAGACACACUGGUGAGUUGGAAGGAAGCUGUAAGAGGAGUCAAUGAGAAUUACAGAAAAACAAAAAUACACAUGCCGUCAGAAUGUUUGCUUUGCUAGCACUGGAAAAGUUUGCACAAACGAGAGAAAAUCAGAUCACCAUUUGCAAACUGUUCACGGACGGACAGACGCAUCCAUUGCUGAAAAUGGAAGAAUUCCUGAACAAGGAAAGCUCUCCUUCUUCUUCCUCCUCCUGGCACGCCAAACAAGAAGGAUUCUGUGCUCAGUGGGCUCUCGAUAACAUCUGUAAGUAGUAUUCGAAAAGUUUCAAUCAAUUAUUUUCGACUUCAGUCACUCUCCCAUCUCGUCCGUAUUCAUAUGAAACCUGCGAAACUUCACAAAUCAAUGCAAUGCUCAAUCAUCAAGAUGUCAGCGAAUACUUGAAAAUUGGACCGGACGGCCUGGAAGCUCGCUGCGAUGUGUCCUCAUUCGAAUCGGUCCGAUGCACGUUUGAAGUUAUGGACGGAGUCUGGUAUUAUGAGGCGACCGUACUCACUUCCGGAGUCAUGCAAAUCGGAGUGGCGACGAAAAGAAGCCGUUUCCUCAACCACGAAGGAUACGGAAUAGGCGACGACGCCUCUUCGGUUGCCUAUGACGGAUGUCGUCAACUGGUCUGGUACAAUGCAAAGAGUCACAGACAUGAGCACGAAAACUGGAAGCCUGGAGACGUGAUCGGUGUUCUACUGAACAUUCCGGACGGAGAAAUAGUCUUCUACCUGAAUGGAACCCGUUUGAAAGAUGCUAACACUGAAUUCCUGCGCAAUCGUCAGCCGUCCGAGGGAGUCUUCGCCGCCGCCUCGUUCAUGUCCUUCCAGCAGUGCCGUUUCAACUUCGGAGCCACCAGAUUCAAGUAUCACCCGGGAACACAAUUCCGUUGUUUCAACGAUUUCGGAAAACUGACGACCGCGCAGAAGACGAUAAUUCCACGAAAAGUCCGACUGGAAAGACUGGAAAAGGAACAUAUUCCGGAUGACUAUUGUACAAUCUGUUUUGCUGCUCCGGCCACGAUGACCCUGAGCCCAUGUAAUCAUGAGUGAGUAUUCUGCCUUUUUUUUCUUUUCGAGACUAACUUUCUUUUUCAGUGGUUUCUGCCCCGAUUGCUGUAAUAUGAUGGAUCACUGUCCCCUCUGUCGCGGAGCCAUUGACGAACGGCUUCCAAAAGUGAAUAACAAGUAGGUUUCAGUACUGAAUCGUUUGAAAACCAGUCCAAUUGCAGCAGAUCAUUCGACACAGUCAAAUCUCCGUCGCAUUCUUCCGUCUCCGGAUUGAUUCGGAUGAAUAGUCAACGAAAAAGUGUGCGUGCGUCGUCCGCCAACGCCACAAAUGCCACUGAUUCGGUGAGAAAACCUGAUUGUAAUCCGAUCUGACUUCCGCUUUUCAGCCGAUUCGCUCGAACAAAGAGAUGGCACGUCGUCACACGCAGGUCUAA
Messenger RNA from Caenorhabditis sp. 36 PRJEB53466, 4480 nucleotides. NCBI's taxonomy places the organism in Eukaryota, Metazoa, Nematoda, Chromadorea, Rhabditida, Rhabditidae. The record is from the annotation of a GenBank genome assembly.